UUGAAAUUCGAUGAAAAAUACACUAUAUGUUUUUCAUUUUUGUUUUGCUGAUUGAUUCGCUUUUGAAAAUCGCUUCCAUCUCUACUCACUAUUCUGUGUUUUCUCUAUCUCGUCGCGGACAUUUUUUUAUCCAAAAAAAUCUAAAUUCAACUCUAAAUUGAUUGAUAAGCUACGCAUUUUUUUACUCGAUUGUGACGUGAAUUGUGUUGUGAUUUUAAUUUUUGGUGUUCUGCACACAUCGACAAAUAGAAAGAAAGAGAGAAAGCGAAAAAAAAUACUCCUGUCGUGUUUGAGAUUACAUUUGCAUUUGACAUUUUUCUUUGUUCUACUGGCUGGUAUUCAUUUUAUUUAGUCCAUAAAAAAAAGAGUCCACAUUAAGUUAAAUGUUGUGGAAUUGUUGAAUUAUUGGAAAAAACUCAAAAAGUGGCGAAAUAAAUCGAUAAAAGAAAUUCAUCAAAUCACAUGAAGAAAUUCAUUUAUUUUCAAAGUGUAAUGCUGCUGCAAAGUGCGUAGUUUGUCAUACAAAGACAGAGACAUAGACACGUCCAAUGCAAAACAUAGAAAAUAUGUGAUCGAAUGUCAACCAAUGAAAAUACAAGUGUUUUAAGGCUUCCAAUAAGAAUAUUGCAUUGAGCACAGAGUGAAUAUUUUGUUUGUCUUUCCAUUUUGGCACAAAAACAUGUGAAUAAAAAAAGACAGAACUAAACCAGAGAAAAAAAAACGAUGGAAAAUUGAGCGAGACAUAAUUGAUGCGCAUAAAAAGUGCAUCGCACAAUGAAUCGAGAAAAGUUCAUUGAACUCUGGUACUAGUCUAGUGUUUGUGUGUAGUGAAUAGAAGGAAAAAAAACGUCAAUUUUUUUUCACAUCCAAAUGGGUAGCUGUAUGAGCAGCGCUAGUCGCAGCAACAGCAAAAUGGAAUUGAGCGACGCUAGUUCGAAUAUAUUUCGGGUAACAAAUAUCGAUGAUAAUGGCGUAUCACUGUGGAAUGGCCAAUUGGGUUUGUCGCGAACGGAAAUCACAUUGUAUCGCAAGAAUUUAGAGCCGACCCGAUGGCCUUUGAAGUGCUUACGACGCUAUGGUUAUGAUACGGAAUUAUUUUCGUUUGAAGUUGGCCGACGAUGUGCGACGGGCGAAGGGAUUUAUGCGUUCAAAUGUCGCCGGGCUGAGACACUCUUUCAAACACUCCAAACUUAUAUUCAAAUGUCAACAACGGUGGGCGAUGAUACAAUGGGCAAUUCAACGAUAUCACGCAACGAUGCAUCGUCGCCAAUGUCAACGCUGAGCAAUCAAAAUUCAACCACAAACAAUAUGGUUGGAUCGUAUAUUUUGCCAAAUUCACGAUCAUCCAAUACGAAUACACUACGAAAUGUGCCAUCCGACGACCAACGUCGCAGCUAUGAUGCAUCGGAUACGAAUUAUUUGGAGCCAAUUUUAGCGACAAAUUUAAAUCGAACCAUGCCACAUUUUCAUACAUUAGCCGAUGGAACAAUUUCCGUUGAACCAUUGUCACCCAGUUCGCCAAGCAGUUUAAACAACAUUCUCGAAGUCACUUCACUAAAUCCAUUGCCAAACACGGGGCUCAACAACAAUGGUGUGAGCAAUUUGUAUUCGGAAUUUGUGUUGCGCGGCAAUAAUACCAAAGACAGUAACAGCCGUGAGAAUUGUGUGAAAAAAUUGUCGUUGGAUAUUCCGCCGCAGGAAUAUGCACCGACGGCCGCCAACAGUUUUUCAUCACCAAUCGAUGCGUCUGCCCUUCAUUCACAAGUGAUAGCCAAUGCAAAUCAAUUCAAUGGCAACCAAAUGUUGAGCAAUGAAAAUCUCCCACAUUCGCUACCCGUUUCACCGACACAAUCGAACGAUACAUCGGACUCGAUACCCACAUACGUAAAUGUCAACAUGACACCGGGUGAAAUUAGCUCGAGCGCUGCAUCAACACCAAAAGUACUGCUCGGUGAUUACAAACAAAGCCAACUCUUUCGGAAUAAUAUCAACAAUAACAAUUAUUUAGUCGAUUCGACGCAUUGCUAUGAGAAUUUAGAGCCGAAUGAAGUUCGACCGAUUUUGUUACGGAACCAGAAUCGUCGUUUGUCUCUAUUGAAAACGGACAGCGUUAUCAAUUCACCCACAAUCAUUAACGAAAACAUUUCCGAACCAUCAACACCGAACAACAGUGGAGGUGUUAACUAUAUUGUACUCGAUUUAGAUCAAAGCCAUUCACAACCAACUGCACCCGCUGCAGGUGGAAAUGCCAAUACAGAGACAACGUUAAGCUCAAGUUCAUCACCGGUGAAAAAUCCAAAUGCCAUUGCAUCCGCGACCAUGAGUCCUUCGGUGAGUGCAAGCACAACUACGCAUUCAGUGUCGUCAUUGAUGCUGCCAGACAGUCCCCAGCGUAAAGCAUUCGACUAUGUGACCAUCGAUUUUAACAAAACAAACGCAUUGUCCAAUUCCAUAGCGCCCACCACUGAAUGCGAAGGCUCGCGCAAAACACGGCACAGCUCCAAUGUUUUACCCAACGUUCCACCUGCCGCCAUCAAUGCAAACACACCGUCAUCGCACAGCAACUCGGUUAGUGAUUAAUAAGUCAACGAGAGCACACGCAUAAUUGAGAAUCAACCAGUACAUUGCGUAGGCAUUAAAUGUCAAAAGCUUCAACCAGAAGCGGAGAUUAUGUAUUUACAAGGGAGAAAUUGAGAAGAAAUUUACCGAGGAAUUACUUGCAAUGUAAUCAAGAAGAUCAUGAUUUUUUUUCUAAAAUUGUUAGUACCGACCAUUUGACUAUUUUUUCGGCUUAAAGUUCGAUAUUUGAUGUGAAAGACUUUUUUUAGAAGAAGAAAAAAUCGGAAAAUCGUAAUUUUUUUUUGUUGAGAACAAUUGCGUUGCAUAUAUUUGUAAGAAGUUUCAAUGUUUGCCUUUUUGGAAGGUCGCGACGAUUUAGUUUUAUUCUUUGGAGGAGUUCACUGAAUUCCACGUUUUCUAUAUAUACGUAUUGUCAUGUUGAAUGAAAUGUCAAUGAGGAAUAAGAAAAGGUGUAAAACCAACAGUUUAUUUGACAAAUGCCAAAUUCAAUUAAAAACAAAUUGUGUAUUGAGUGGGUAAUAUUUAAGGAAGAAAAUAAAUUUUCUAGUUUUUAGCUGCAGCUAAAAGUAAAAUAAUUGUGUGUGGUAAAGAAAAAUGGCAGCUCUAUCAAAUGAAUAUUUAUGGUAAAUGGCAAUUGUUUGUGCCGCCCGAAUUUAUAUGUAAAUAAAAUUGAUAUUGAUUUUAGGAAGAAAACACCAGAAAAUUUAAAUAUAUACACAAUUUUACAAAGGAUUCUUCCAUUUUGCACCGGAGAAAUGAUUGUAUUCUCUUUUCCGAAGAGAGAAAAAGUAACGAAACAUGAAGAAGAUACAAAUUGAUUUGAUGACAAUAUUUUUUCAAGUAAUUCCGAAUUGCAGCUAACUUUUAAUUGCAUCCAAUUUGGGGCAACAUUUCUUCCUAUUUUUUGUUCUCUCUAGUGAACAUUGUUCAAGAAACAGUUCAACAGUGCUAACUUUAUUAGUGAAUAUUACUCAAUUUUUGUUCACUGAACAAAUACAUCACAUCAUUUUCUGUUUGCCAAAGAUUUUUCAAUAGAUUUUUUUAAAUAAUAUUUAUAGACAAAAAACAAUGUAACGAAACCAAACAUAUAACAGCAAAUUUUGACAUUUGGAGAUGAAAAAACGUAGUACUCCAUACAAAGACAUUAAAUUUUAAGGAAUUUUCAACAGAAGAGACACAAAAUACAUCGAAUUAAAUGACAUUUCAACGUAGAUUUGUUUAAAAGAAUUUUUUUCUCAAAGAUGGAAUGAUGGUGAAAAAAAGAUUAGAAUUUAUUUAAAUGUUGUGUUAAUUUCUAGACUUUGUUUUAUUUUGUUGCAACAGCACAAAAAAAGAAAUCAACGGUUUUUAAGUGAUUUGAUGUAGUUUAAUUCAAAAAUGAAACUAAAUAUAUGUAUAUGAAUUUUAUUGAAAAAGAUAUGCUGAAAACAGGACAAAAUACAUUUUGUGUGCGACGCUGUCAUCAGUCAUUUUGAGAAACACAAGAAAAAUCAAAGAAAAAUGUUACAAAUUAUAGUCAAAUUACAUCUAUAAGGCCUAAAGAAGCUCAUUGAUGAUACAUAUGGCUUUUAGAUAUUAUAUAUUCACAUUUAAGAAGCAAAACUAACUUUUCUAAAUGUAGAUUGAGAUUAGCCAAAA
Molecule: messenger RNA, 4218 nt
Organism: Sitodiplosis mosellana (orange wheat blossom midge)
Lineage: Eukaryota; Metazoa; Arthropoda; Insecta; Diptera; Cecidomyiidae
Product: fibroblast growth factor receptor substrate 2
Exons: 1
Coding region: 871-2580 (569 amino acids)
Biological process (GO): cell surface receptor protein tyrosine kinase signaling pathway
Cellular component (GO): cytoplasm
Source: RefSeq, a predicted model, not a curated record